AUGGCCCCCGGUACCAGCCCUGGCACCUGGGCCACCGCCGUGUCCCCCGGCACCUGGAGCUCCCCUUCACUCCCCUGCGGCUCUCCCAGGAGCCGGGACGGGCCACCUGGGAGCACUGGGGACAGCGGGGACCAUGGGGAUGGAGGUGACACAGGGGACUGUGGUGACACUGGGGACCGUGGAGAUGCAGGUGACCCUGGGGACACUGGGGAUGCUGGUGCCUCUGGGGACCUUGGGGACACUGGUGAUCCUGGGGAUUUUGGGGAUGCUCGUGAUGCCGGGGACUCUGGUGACACUGGGGACCUCGGGGAUGCUGGGGACCCUGGUGACCCUCGAGAUACUGGGGAUGCUGGAAACCUUGGAGAUGCUGGGGAUGCCGGUGAUCCCAAAGACCCUGGUGACCCCAAGGAUGCAUCCGGUGACACUGGUAAUGUCGGUGAUCCCAGGGACCCCGGUGACCCUGGGGAUGCUGGUGACACUGGGGACCUUGGGGAUGCUGGAGACCCUCGGGCUGAUGGUGAUGGUGGGGACCCCAGAGAACCCUGA
Molecule: messenger RNA, 546 nt
Organism: Pterocles gutturalis (yellow-throated sandgrouse)
Lineage: Eukaryota; Metazoa; Chordata; Aves; Pterocliformes; Pteroclidae
Product: collagen alpha-2(VI) chain-like
Exons: 2
Coding region: 1-546 (181 amino acids)
Source: RefSeq, a predicted model, not a curated record